This is a messenger RNA of Bipolaris zeicola 26-R-13, 210 nucleotides long. RefSeq lists its product as uncharacterized. Bases 1 to 210 code for a protein of 69 amino acids. The record is from RefSeq and is a predicted model, not a curated record. NCBI's taxonomy places the organism in Eukaryota, Fungi, Ascomycota, Dothideomycetes, Pleosporales, Pleosporaceae. The transcript has a single exon.
AUGUUAUUGGAUUUCCAGAAUACAUGGGUAAAAAUCAAGGUACGACGAUACGAGGAAAACUCACAGACCAGAGCCCAAAGAAAAAAACUCAAUUCAAGACCAUACAUACAUAUACGGACCGAUGGGAAAAAAAACUGUAUUCUUUCGCUAAACCCCUCCCCCCCAAAAAAAGCGCCCGCCCGCCGCCCGAAGGGAAAGCAAAAAGAUUAA